This is a messenger RNA of Rhopilema esculentum, 2293 nucleotides long. Its product is annotated as disks large homolog 2. Gene Ontology annotation, molecular function: protein binding. Lineage: Eukaryota; Metazoa; Cnidaria; Scyphozoa; Rhizostomeae; Rhizostomatidae. The record is from RefSeq and is a predicted model, not a curated record.
CGAGGCUUGUGAGAUGUCACGAUACUUGACGAAAGUGAAAGGAUAGACUACCCUACUGAAAUUGUUGAAAAUCUGCAUUAAUUUGGUGACACCGAAAACAUUUUAAAAUGAGCGACGAAGAGGUCGAGGUAUGUCAGAGGCAGGAUUCGCUUUUUGAUGUUGAAAGGCCAUUGGAUGUAGAUGGGAAAGAUAUUGAGCUGUUCUUGAAUGGUCACCAGAUCUGUGUUGAACUCUCAAAAGGAGCUGAUGGGUUUGGCUUAACUCUAGAAGGAGGGGCAGACAGACCUUUGUAUAGCAAAGAUGAUGGAAUUUUUAUCACGAGUAUUCGAAAAGGAUCAAAUGCUGACAAGCUUGAUUGUCUAGAAGUAGGAGACAAAGUGCUAGAGGUUAAUAGCACAAAUUUGGAAAAGAUGAAACAUGCAGAUGCUGUAGAACUUUUUAGAUCAAGCAAAAAAGUAAGAUUAGUAAUACACAAACACAUUGGGUGCAUUUUGCAAGCUACUGAGUUAUCAAGCAGUCGGGAAAGCAUGGACUCACCGUCAGAAGAUCCUAGAGACUUAAAGGAUUUUUCUCCUGUUGGUUUUGUUAUUGGUAUAGCUGUGGGAUGUUUUGUUGUUUUCGCUGUGAGAAGGUAUUUAUUAAAACGAUGAAAAAGGUUGAUCAUUACGUUUUUAGCAGGGAUGUUGUCGGUUUGAACUUAUUUGCAAUUUAGGUUAGUGAAAUAAGCGAUGAAGCAUGCGUCUCUGUUGCUGUAAUUUCGAUGUAUAUAGAGAUCCACAUAGAAACGAGACAAUCCUCCUUUUCAAUUGAUCAGAAUAAGAACUAAAUUGUAAAUUUUACGGAUGUUAAAUUUAUCAAUCCCUCCUUUAUAGUUGCUAACAGAGUGCUGAAUUCCAUUUUCUUUUUUUGAAACGAUCAUUCAUUAACCCCCGUUUUUUUCUUUAAAACAUACCUGAAUAUUUUGCGAAAUGGCCAUCUGUUUACAAAUAUUCUUGGACUGAACAUUCAAGGUUGCUAAUUACUGUGAAAGGAAGCCAUAAUAAUUGGUAAAAUACAUCGUCAAUUAUCGGAUGUUUAGAUAGGUAACGACCGCGAUUCGUUGUUUCUCACAAAGUUGAAUUGCAUUCUGUCAAAGUACCUGAUACCUGCAACUGUGCAAUGGAAACAAUGACAACAUAUUUUCAAGGUUUAAUUUCUACAUUGGUAAAUCUUUGUGCAUGUAUCCAAGUCUCCUUUUGCUUGUAAUAGCAAAUAGCCCUACACGUAAAUUCGCUUUCAGUCUUUUCACGUUCUAUGUUCUAUGAAAUCUUUCCGAACGAAAAAGACCGAAACACAAUAGAAUUAUAGUUUGGUAUCACUUUAGAAUCAACUAUGUAUUCCAACUAAAGGCUUGCCAUAUUUAAAGACGAUAUUUCUAUGGUAUAUAGUUUGAUAUUAGAUGUUUGGUAUAAAUAGAUCAAUAUCUCUCUCUUGGGACUGCCAUAAUUCGACAAAUUAAUGGAUUCAUCUCCAGGGACGAUUGCGUAAAGGAUGCGCCCAACGUCUUGGUAUAAUGUUAAUUUAUUCCGGAAUAAAUUUAACGAGAAAACUUUUCUUUCAGUGCCGUUGAUAGCCUAUCCCGACUUUUAUUUAUAUCCCCUCUCAUCUUAGUUCAUUAGUUGCCGAAUUAACGAAUUGUUUGAUAGAGAAAAAUAAUCAAGCAUAUAUCCAAAUCCACACUGGGCAUAACCCAAAAAUCGUGUUUGCUCCACGUUUAGAGGUAUGCAUGGUAUUUGAUAAGUUUCUGCCAAUAAUUGCAUCUAAAUUCACGCCAAAUUUGAAAAUGGCUUUGAAAAUAACAAACAUUUUAAAACAUACUUAGGCAUUUCAUCUGACCAACGUCAGAUUAUAGAAUGUCAGAACAUGGAUUGAAAACUCUACAAACUUAUUCAUACCUAUCUGUUUUUUGAAAAUCUUAAGGCAGGUUCAUGUUAAAUUUGAAUGUCUUCUAUGUUUGUGCGCAGAAUUUUAAGCUUUUCGUCCUUGUAACACCUAAAGUGCUGUCAGAAGUAAUCUGGUUAGUUUCAUGUUGUUUUUUCUUGCUGUAGCAAAUUCAUGUGCUGUACAUUAAGGCUCUAGGCGUUCAGAUGCCAUUCUGUCAAUAUUAAUUUAAGCGUUUUUUGGUAAUGCCUUCUUUUGCAAAGUCGUAACUGUUUUUCAGACUUCGUACUUCGUCUAUUUUUAUAAUCAUUGCAAUUUCAUUUUGACUUGUCAUGUUUAGGUGUCUUAGAUAAUUAUCAAUGAUUACACACAA